UUUGUUCAGUGAGAUGCCUCAGUAUGGCUUCAGUCUUCAUCAACAUCUCCAUAAUGACAAGUUAUAGGCCUNUGGGCUUUGCUUUUGUCUGUAGGGACAUCCUGCUGGUCCAUGGGAAUGGAUGCAGAACUAGCUNUCUUGUCAGGGAGGAGGGUAAGAGUUCUUUAAGUGGUGAAGGGCUUUGACCUCUCCUCCCACAGGCUNUGCAGUAUGAGCCUCCAAGGCUCCUACCUCCGCUUCUGCCUCUGGAUGUUCUUGGGUACCACGUUGGCACUGGGGCAGGGACAAGUAAGUAGCCGUCUGAGGCUGGCAGUACUGCCUGAGGACCAGCUGCAGAUGAAGUGGAGGGAAGCAGAGGGAAGUGGCCUUGGCUUCUUGGUGCAGGUGACACCUAUGGCAGGGGACUUGGAGCAGGAGCUGAUACUGACCACCAAGACCCCCAAGGCCACUGUGGGUGGCCUGAACCCUUCCAAGAGCUACACCUUGCAGAUCUUCGAGCUCACUGACUCGGGGCCUGUCCUGCUGGCACGAAGGGAGUUUGUGAUUGAAGAUCUGAAGAGCCAAUCUUUGGGCAGAGGCAGCCGGAGGCUGGCUGGAGCCACCCUGGAGCCUACCUCCUUCCCUCUGAGGGGCCCAGACUCUGAGAAAAAAUCUGAGCCCAGCAUUGGCUUUACCUUAAGCAGGGACCUGCCCAUUCUUGAUCACCCCCAGUUCCAAUGCACACCCCCAACACCUGCUGAUAUAAUCUUCCUGGUGGACGGGUCCUGGAGCAUCGGCCACAACCACUUCCAGCAGGUGAAAGACUUCCUGGCCAGCAUCAUCACACAAUUUGCAAUAGGACCAGAUAAAGUCCUAGUAGGUCUGACACAGUACAGUGGAGACCCCCAGACCGAGUGGGACCUCAACUCCUUCCAAACCAAGGAGCAAGUGCUAGCAGCCGUACACCACCUCCACUACAAGGGAGGAAACACAUUCACAGGCCUCGCCCUAACCCAUGUGCUGGAGCAGAACCUGAAGCCAGCAGCCGGUGUCCGUCCAGAGGCAGCCAAAGUGUUGAUUCUGGUGACAGAUGGCAAGUCGCAGGAUGAUGUGCGCACAGCUGCCAGGAUCCUUAAGGAUCAGGACAUUGAUGUCUUUGUUGUGGGUGUGAAGAAUGUCGAUGAGGCUGAGCUGAAGCUCCUGGCGUCCCAGCCACUGGACAUCACUGUCCACAACGUGCUGGACUUCCCUCAGCUGGCCACCCUAGCUCCUCUGCUCAGCCGACUCAUUUGCCAAAAAAUUCAGGGCAGAGGCCCAGUCAAACCAGCAGCAGGUACUCGGGUCCUGGACCCCCUCCCCACGCCCACCAGACUGACCCUGACCCACGCCACCUCAUCCAGUAUCCACCUGUCUUGGACUCCAGCCUUAUACCCACCCCUCAAGUAUCUAAUUGUAUGGCAGCCUUCUAGGGGUGGUGCCCCCAAGGAGGUGGUGGUGGAGGGGCCUGUCUCAUCCAUGGAGCUUGGAAACCUGACCUCCAACACAGAAUACUUGGUCUCUGUGCUUCCUGUCUAUGAGAGUGGGGUUGGCAAGAGCCUGCAAGGCCGGGCAACCACAGCACCCCUGCCUCCACCUGGGCCACUGACCCUAGCUGCAGUGACACCCAGAACUCUCCGCGUCACCUGGCCGCCCUCUGNUGGGGUCACUCAAUACUUGGUGCAGUACUUGCUGGCUACCUCCACUGGGGAGGAGCAAAAGAGAGAGGUACAUGUGGGACAGCCUGAGGUACUGCUGGAUGGUCUGGAGCCUGGCCAGGACUAUGCUGUCUCAGUGCAGAGCCUUCGGGGACCAGAGGCCAGCGAGGCCCAGAGCAUCCGUGCCAGGACCUCUGCCCUGGGGCCUCCAAGACACCUGACUUUCUCAGAUGUUCGCUACAACUCAACCUGUGUGUCCUGGGAAGCCCAGAGGCCCAUGCGCCUGGUCAAGGUCAGCUACGUCUCUAGCGAUGGCAGCCACUCUGGGCAGACUCAGGUUCCUGGGAACAUUACUUCAGCUACUCUGGGCCCACUUUCUUCCUCUACCAUGUACACCAUCAGAGUCACCUGUUUUUACCUUGGGGGUGGUUCCUCCGUGCUGACUGGCCAUGUAACCACACAGAAAGCUCCUAGCCCUGGCCAGCUGUCUGUGAUGGAGCUCCCGGGAGAUGCAGUAAAGCUGUCAUGGCUGGCCACUGCCUUGUCUGGUGUACUUGUUUAUCAGAUCAAGUGGAUGCCCUUGGGAGAAGGGAAGGCCCAUGAGAUCUCUGUCCCAGGGACCCUUGGCACAGCCAUCUUGCCUGGCCUGAUGAAACAUGUGGAAUAUGAGAUCACCAUCCUUGCCUACUACAGGGAUGGCACUCGCAGCGACCCCGUGUCCCUCCGCUACACCCCCUCUGCAGCAAGCAGAAGCCCCCCAUCCAGCCUGGCCUUGUCCUCGAAGACCCCCAACAGCCUGCAGGUCAACUGGACACCACCAAGUGGCCAUGUCCUCCAUUACCGGCUCAACUACACACUGGCCUCAGGCUCUGGACCAGAGAAAUCAAUCUCUGUACCAGGCACCAGGAGCCAUGUUGUGCUUCGUGAUCUGAUGUCUGCCACCAAGUACAGGGUCCUGGUCUCAGCUGUCUACGGAGCAGGGGAGAGCAUGGCAGUGUCUGCCACAUACCGCACAGCAGCCUGCCCAGCCCUGCACCCGGACAGUUCACUCUCAGGCAUGGCCAUUGACACAUGUACCUUGUGCUUGACCUUGUCAUCCAGCUUUCAUGUGUCCGUGGCCCUCAUGUCAGGCUUGGCUGACAUCUACCCAUCAACCCUGCCACCAGAACACACCAUUGUCUUCCUUGUGCGUCUACUCCCUGAGACACCCCGGGAAGCCUUUGCACUGUGGCAGAUGAUGGCUGAAGACUUCCAGCCCGUCCUCGGGGUUCUGCUGGAUGCUGGCAGAAAGUCUCUGACUUACUUCAACCAUGAUUCCCGGGCAGCCUUGCAGGAGGUCACCUUUGACCUUCAGGAUGCAAAGAAGAUCUUCUUUGGAAGCUUCCACAAGGUACAUAUAGCUGUAGGCCACUCUAAGGUCAGACUCUAUGUGGACUGUCGGAAGGUGGCNGAGCGGCCCAUUGGGGAUGCUGGCAGCCCACCCACAGGUGGUUUCAUCACACUAGGGAGGCUAGCCAAGGCCAGAGGGCCACGGAGCAGCUCAGCCACAUUCCAGAUCCAGAUGUUGCAAAUCGUGUGCAGUGAUACCUGGGCAGACAAGGACAGGUGUUGUGAGAUUCCUGCACUGAGGGAUGGAGAGACGUGCCCGGCCUUCCCUUCAGCCUGUGCCUACUCAUCUGAGACCCCUGGGCCACCAGGGCCCCAAGGCCCUCCUGGCCUCCCUGGAAGGAACGGCCCUCCAGGACAGCAGGGGCACCCAGGGCCCAAGGGGGAGCCGGGUCCACCUGGACAAACAGGACCCGAAGGCCCUGGAGGUCAGCAGGGGUCACCAGGGACCCAGGGCCGCGCAGUCCAGGGACCCAUGGGGCCACCAGGAGCCAAAGGAGAGAAGGGGGAUCAGGGACUUUCAGGCUUGCAGGGCCUCUCUGGCCAGCAAGGCAUCCCUGGGAAAACUGGCCUACAGGGACCAAAGGGCAUGAGAGGACUGGAGGGACCUGCUGGCCUGCCAGGACCACCUGGCCCCAGGGGGUUCCAGGGCUUGGCAGGGGCCAGGGGCACCAAUGGGGAGCGAGGAGCCCCGGGAGCUGUGGGUCCCACAGGUCUACCAGGGUCCAAAGGUGAACGAGGAGAGAAGGGAGAGCCACAGUCCCUUGCCACCAUCUUCCAGNUGGUGAGCCAGGCCUGCGAGUCAGCCAUACGGACACAUGUGCUGAAGCUGAAUUCCUUCCUCCAUGAGAAUGCCCGUCCCCCAAUGCCCUUCAUGGCAGAGACAGCUAAGCUAGGCAGACCCAGAUCUAUAGAUCCUGGAUUACACAACGAGGCUCUACUUCCUGGAGACUGGGGACAUAUCCUCCGCCCUGAGGACCAAGGUGAGCCUGUGACUAUCAGCCACACAAGCAACCCUAGACUGCAGGAGGUGCAGACCCCAGAAUCCCUGGAGUGAGCAGGACCUUCCCUCUGCCACUUCAAAUUGCCCUGGCCUUCCCCAGCACCAUCAUCCAUAAUUUUGUCUCAGCACUAAGAACAACUGUGUGCUGGAGGGGCAGAGAAGGAAACCCAGAGGAAGACCCUGAGGUGGCAGGAGCUGGAAAGGGAGGAGGGCGGCGCUCCUCCUUCAAGCCCCUUCUUUGUAGCACUUCUAGGUUCAGAUAAACUUCUGCUUGCUUGUCAGCCUAUNUGAGGUGUCUGAUCACUGCUGGGAGCUGUCUCCACCACUCACGCCACCUUCUCA
This is a messenger RNA of Mus caroli (Ryukyu mouse), 4404 nucleotides long. The record is from RefSeq and is a predicted model, not a curated record. NCBI's taxonomy places the organism in Eukaryota, Metazoa, Chordata, Mammalia, Rodentia, Muridae.